Messenger RNA from Mytilus californianus (California mussel), 811 nucleotides. Its product is annotated as cysteine-rich venom protein Cau1-like. The record is from RefSeq and is a predicted model, not a curated record. The transcript is spliced from 6 exons. Lineage: Eukaryota; Metazoa; Mollusca; Bivalvia; Mytilida; Mytilidae. The coding region runs from base 1 to 606 and encodes 201 amino acids.
AUGAAAUACAUGUACUGGGAUAGUGAUUUAGAAGCUCGUGCCGGACGGUGGUCAGAAGGAUGUAGGUUUGAACAUCAGAUGCGUGGUUACGGUGAAAAUUUAGCUUUCAUGUCUAGCACUGGUCCUGCACCUAGGCCUCGGGAAACAAUUAUGGACGGCAUGUGGAAUUGGUAUAAUGAGAUCACUUUGUGGUUGGCCAGAAGUCCACGACAGAGGCGAGAAUUUUGUGGAGCAGCUUGUCAUUAUACACAGUUGGUAUGGUCACGAACGAGUCGUGUAGGGUGUACUCUAAGUCAUUGUCCAGUGUUGGUGGACGAUAGAGGAUCGACCUAUCGAAAUGCCAUGUAUUUUGUCUGCUUUUAUAGCCCACAAGGAAAUAUAGUUGGACAGCCUGUUUUCACGCCAGGUCCCCCAUGCACCCGAUGUCCGUCAGGCACGGAUUCUUGCAUAAAUGGUUUAUGUGCAGGUCAAGAUAUAGCGGGGAGAUUUCGUAGAAGUGCAGUUAUUACGGAAUCUUGGAUGUGUCAGUCACCAAAAAUAAAGUGUUCAUCGCCAAAUGUUCCAGAAAAAUGUCCAACAAAAUGCUCAGCAGAAAAUGAAGGUUGAUGCAAAAGGAUGAUACGAUUUUGUCCCAGUUUUGACUCUAAUGCAUAAUUAAUGAUUGCUUUGUUGUCCUUGUAUAUAUGUACAAAAUAUGUAUGUCUAUUUAUGCACAGUCUAGAUAAUACAAUAAAUAUGAUAUAUAUUAGGUUUUACAUAUUACUUCGUGUAAUGUAAGCAAUAACCAUUUCCUGAUAUGACAGAUGUAUGU